AUGGGUCUUUUGUCUUUAGGUACACCUCUUCCAUGGGAGGAAUCACGCCAAUAUUCUGAACACAUCCGUAAGAAUGGGUUGGCUCAGUUGAUUAAUAUGUUCAAUGCUGCUUAUAACCGAUCUGAUGAUAAAUAUCUUUGGGGUGAUGAAGUUGAAUACAUACUGGUCCAAUUCAAUGAAAAAUUGAAAACUGCAAAGAUCAACAUAGAUAAGGAUUAUAUCUUGGAAGAUUUGAACAAAUCUGGUGAAAUGUUUGAAUUGGCUAAGUUAAAUAAUGCCAAUUUCCAUCCAGAAUAUGGUAGAUUUAUGAUUGAAGCAACUCCAUUGAAACCAUAUGACGGUGAUUCCAUAGAUGAUUAUCUAUAUGUUGAAAAAAACAUGAAUAUGAGAAGAGUCGUUGCGGAAAGGGCCUUGAAUGAUUCAAAUAUCAAACCUCUAACAAUAACUUCAUAUCCUUUAAUGGGUGUUGGAAAUUUCACCGAACCAAAAUCUGAACCAAAUGGUAAUGCUUCAAGAUCUCUAUUCUUACCUGAUGAAAUUAUUAAUAGACAUGUUAGGUUCCCAACAUUAACUGCAAACAUUAGAAAGAGAAGAGGUGAGAAGGUUGCUAUCAAUAUCCCAAUGUUUCAAGAUAAAUUAACUUCGAAAAAUGAUGAAUCAAUCCCUUUAAAUAGAGGUUUGUUCCCAGAAGAUGAAGAACCAUCAUUAGGUGCUGCCAAGCCGGGUCAUAUUUAUUUAGAUUCAAUGGGUUUUGGUAUGGGUUGUUCCUGUUUACAAGUUACUGUACAAGCUCCAAAUAUCAACAAGGCUAGAUACUUGUAUGAUUCCUGGGCAAAUUUAGCUCCUAUUUUCCUAAGUUUAACUGCAGCAGCUCCUAUUUUCAAAGGUUAUUUAGCUGAUCAAGAUGUCAGAUGGAAUGUCAUCUCUGGUGCUGUUGAUGAUAGAACUCCUAUUGAAAGAGGUGUUGAACCAUUAAGAAAAGGUCAUGAAUAUGGUAACAUUAGAGAAGAUCAUAAGGAUCAUGUCCAAAGAAUACCAAAAUCAAGAUAUGACUCAAUAGAUUCUUAUCUAGGUGAUUUACAAACUUCAAAUGAACAAAAUCAAGAACCAAGUUAUAGAUUUUUCAAAGAAUCAUUGAAUGAUAUAUCACCUCCAAUCAAUGAACUUGUUUUGAAGUUAUUACUAAAUGAUCCAAACAAACAUUUUGAUAAACCUUUAGCAUCACAUUUUGCUCAUUUAUACAUCAGAGACCCAUUAGUCAUUUUCAAUGAACGUAUCAAUCAGAAUAAUGAACAAGAUACUGAUCAUUUCGAAAACAUCCAAUCAACAAAUUGGCAAACAUUAAGAUUCAAACCACCUACUCAAGCAGCUACACCUGAUAAUAAAUCAAUACCUGGUUGGAGAGUGGAAUUUAGAUCAAUGGAGAUCCAAAUUACAGAUUUUGAAAAUGCUGCAUUUUCAACUUUUAUUGCAUUAAUUGGUCAAGCUUUCAUUCAUCAUCCUGAUGUUUUGAAUUUUUAUAUCCCAAUAUCUAAAAUCGAGGAAAAUAUGAAAUUGGCUCAUAAAAGAGAUUCAGUCUUGAAUGAUAAAUUUUUCUUUAAGAAGAAUGUACUUGAUGACGGUUAUGAAUUUGGUGAAUUCACCAUGGAUGAAAUAAUAAAUGGUGGUGAAAAUUUCAUUGGAUUGAUUGCUAUUGUUAAAACCCAUCUAAAGAAUAAUUUCAAUAUUGAGUUGACUAAAGAUGAUCCAGAGCAUUCAAGAUUAUAUUAUUACUUGUUAUUAAUAAGUAAAAGAGCAUCAGGUGAAAUUCCAACAACUGCAAAUUUCAUAAGAUCAUUUGUUACAAAGCAUAAAGAAUAUAAACAGGAUUCUAAAAUCAAUGAUAUCAUCAAUUAUGGAUUAUUGGAAAAAAUUAAUAGAAUUUCAAACUAUCAAAAUGAAAAUAAUGAAUUGGUUGAAUUCUUUGGUGAAGAACUUUCAACUUAUUUGAUUGAAAACAAACUUGUCAAAGAGCAAUACUAG
Molecule: messenger RNA, 2022 nt
Organism: Hansenula anomala
Lineage: Eukaryota; Fungi; Ascomycota; Saccharomycetes; Phaffomycetales; Wickerhamomycetaceae
Gene: GSH1
Product: glutamate--cysteine ligase
Exons: 1
Coding region: 1-2022 (673 amino acids)
Biological process (GO): glutathione biosynthetic process
Molecular function (GO): glutamate-cysteine ligase activity
Source: RefSeq, a predicted model, not a curated record